GCUUCGAUACCGCUUCACAGCCGUUUUAAAAAUGGUUGCAAACAAAGCAGCAACUCAGCAAAAGCAAUUGCUGGAGCAGAAGAGCAAAUGGAGUUUGAAACUUGGGGAGUUGCUAGAUUUUGACGCAUCUGAUAUCAUCCAACUCACCAUCCAGUUGGACAGUGCGAGGGAGGCAAGACAGUAUUUAAAUAGCUUGCUCGACCCGGCAGAUCGUGCGCAUACGGAUUUUGUCAAUAGUUAUGUUGAGGAUAUGUUCGGAGAAAGUAGCAGUAAUAAAGCCGACACGCGACAGGAGGGUCAAGAGGUGAUUGGGAAACGUGGCAAGAAGAAGAAGGGCAUUGUACCUGCAGAGAGCAGUUCACAUAGCAGUACUUAUACUAAACCUUACCUGAAUAAAAGGGCUGGCAAAACGAGCAGGAAGACUGCAGGACUACAGUCCCUGGAGCAACUGUCUUCGCUGUUACACGGCCAACUCGAAAAAGGACGGAUCAAAUGUGAUUGCAUGACAGGAAAACACGCACUGGUUGGUAAUUGUUUGGCCUGUGGUAACAUUGUGUGUGCGCAGGAGGGCGUGGGGGUCUGCCUAUCAUGUGGUGAAGAUCAGGUGAAAAUCUUGGAUAAUGCUAUGGCGACGGAUGCUGAUGCAGAGCAGUUGGGAAUCACAAGGACCGCUCGCAAGAAGAACUUGUUCAAGUUAAAGCAAGAGGAGGAGGGAAUGGAUCCUGAAAAGAUAGUAGCACUGAUGAAAGCCAUGGAGCUUAAGGAAAGAUUGCUAGUGUUUGACAGGCAGAUGGCCAAGCGUACGAAAGUCAUUGACGAUGAGGACGACUACUAUGAGCUAGAUAGCAGGUGGCUCGACCCCAAAACACGAAAAGCUCGAGAAGCACUCAAGAGCCAACUAGACGAGGCGAAGCUAGAGCUGAAGAAGAAGCAACGCACCAAUAUCAUCACACUUGACAUUAUGAACCAGCGCGUAGUCGAUGCAAGAGACACCGUGACACUCGAUGAGUCUCAGUACAGACCACCGCCACAGCAGUCUGUGACGGCGCCGAAGAAUGCCCAGGACUUGAUAUGGAACGAUCCCGACCCCUAUCAAUACGCCAACCCGGGCCUCACAACCCCACCGAAAUACAUACGAGACGAUCAAUCCAAAGCCGGGAAGGCGUUGCACACCAAGCCUCGACCCGCACUGCCCAAGCUGCGAGAAACAUACAUGCGCGUGCAGGGCGAAGGGUUUGUACCCCCGCCCUUGAAGGACAAUCCGGGGAAGUGCAUGUCCAUGCACCAGGUGAGUGCGGAUUGUGACUGA
This is a messenger RNA of Sphaeroforma arctica JP610, 1309 nucleotides long. RefSeq lists its product as hypothetical. The coding region runs from base 32 to 1309 and encodes 425 amino acids. Gene Ontology annotation, molecular function: zinc ion binding. NCBI's taxonomy places the organism in Eukaryota, Ichthyosporea, Ichthyophonida. Gene Ontology annotation, cellular component: nucleus. The transcript is spliced from 6 exons. The record is from RefSeq and is a predicted model, not a curated record. Gene Ontology annotation, biological process: regulation of DNA-templated transcription.